GGAGCCAGGGAGGGCGGGAGUUUAGGCUGCGCCGACCCCUCAGCCCCCCUCCAGGAGACGUUCGGAGCCCAGGACAUGUCGGGAUUGAGGAGAUACGAGGUGGCGCUGGAGGCGGAGGAGGACCCCGCCCCGCCCGGGCCGGCUCGGCCUUCUCUCUGCAGGAUCUACUGGGGUUGCUUCUACUUUUUCCCCUGGCUGCGCAUGUGGCGGAGGGACAGGAGCUCGGCGCAUCCCCGGGAGCAGAAGCUGGAGCCUCUGCGAGGCCUGAUGAGCUGUCUGUCAAGCGGCCUGGGCCCUGCCCCCCAGCGCUCGGGUCGCGGCCUCCCCCGCCGCACCCCCACCGCCACUGCCCAGCCAGCCGGUGCAUUAAAGAUUUAAACCGAA
Ailuropoda melanoleuca (giant panda) is the source of this 384-nucleotide messenger RNA. RefSeq lists its product as uncharacterized. The record is from RefSeq and is a predicted model, not a curated record. The transcript has 4 exons. Bases 76 to 378 code for a protein of 100 amino acids. NCBI's taxonomy places the organism in Eukaryota, Metazoa, Chordata, Mammalia, Carnivora, Ursidae.